This is a messenger RNA of Mesitornis unicolor (brown roatelo), 598 nucleotides long. RefSeq names its product mediator of RNA polymerase II transcription subunit 12-like. The annotation marks the transcript as partial. The record is from RefSeq and is a predicted model, not a curated record. The transcript has 4 exons. Lineage: Eukaryota; Metazoa; Chordata; Aves; Mesitornithiformes; Mesitornithidae.
AGUGACUUCUGCUCCAAGGUGAAGAACACAAUCUACUGCAAUGUUGAGCCAUCUGACUCCAACAUGCUAUGGGAACCAGAGUUCAUGAUUGAUACUAUUGAAAAUCCAUCUGCGCAUAAUUUUACAUACACCAACCUGGGCAAAAGCCUCAAUGAAAACCCAGCCAACCGCUACAGUUUUGUCUGUAAUGCACUUAUGCAUGUGUGUGUGGGACACCAUGACCCAGACAGGGUGAACGACAUUGCUAUCCUGUGUGCUGAGCUAACUGGCUACUGCAAGUCUCUAAGUGCCGAGUGGCUGGGUGUGCUCAAAGCCUUGUGCUGUUCCUCCAAUAAUGGGACCUGUGGCUUCAAUGAUCUCCUCUGCAAUGUUGAUGUCAGUGACUUAUCUUUCCAUGAUUCCUUGGCUACCUUUGUUGCCAUUCUCAUUGCCCGGCAGUGCUUGCUGCUGGAGGACCUGAUUCGCUGUGCUGCUAUCCCCUCACUCCUCAAUGCUGCCUGCAGUGAACAGGACUCGGAACCAGGAGCGCGUCUGACCUGCCGGAUUUUACUCCAUCUGUUUAAGACUCCACAACUGAACCCAUGCCAGCAAGAUGGCA